Molecule: messenger RNA, 1389 nt
Organism: Gorilla gorilla gorilla (western lowland gorilla)
Lineage: Eukaryota; Metazoa; Chordata; Mammalia; Primates; Hominidae
Gene: SERHL2
Product: serine hydrolase like 2
Exons: 12
Coding region: 109-1086 (325 amino acids)
Cellular component (GO): membrane
Source: RefSeq, a predicted model, not a curated record
CCACUUUUUAGGGCAGACAUCCAGCCAGAGAGGCAGCCAGACCCAAUGGACUGCAACACCACGUAGGGGUGAGGGGCAGGUGGCAGCAGCAGUAAUGGAGAUGGGGAGAUGCAUUUCACCUGGGAGGAUCGUAGAGCGCUUCCUGGAGCAGGUCUGAUCUCAGAGCUGAAGCUGGCUGUGCCCUGGGGCCACAUCGCAGCCAAAGCCUGGGGCUCCCUGCAGGGCCCUCCAGUUCUCUGCCUGCACGGCUGGCUGGACAAUGCCAACUCCUUCGACAGACUCAUCCCUCUUCUCCCGCAAGACUUUUAUUACGUUGCCAUGGAUUUCGGAGGUCAUGGGCUCUCGUCCCAUUACAGCCCAGGUGUCCCAUAUUACCUCCAGACUUUUGUGAGUGAGAUCCGAAGAGUUGUGGCAGCCUUGAAAUGGAAUCGAUUCUCCAUUCUGGGCCACAGCUUCGGUGGCGUCGUGGGCGGAAUGUUUUCCUGUACCUUUCCCGAGAUGGUGGAUAAACUUAUCUUGCUGGACACACUGGUAUUUCUCCUGGAAUCAAAUGAAAUGGAGAACUUGCUGACCUACAAGCGGAGAGCCAUAGAGCACAUGCUGCAGGUAGAGGCCUCCCAGGAGCUCUCGCGCGUGUUCAGCCUGAAGCAGCUGCUGCAGAGGUUACUGAAGAGCAAUAGCCACUUGAGUGAGGAGUGCGGGGAGCUUCUCCUGCAAAGAGGAACCACGAAGGUGGCCACAGGUCUGGUUCUGAACAGAGACCAGAGGCUCUCCUGGGUAGAGAACAGCAUUGACUACGUCAGCAGGGAGCUGUGUGCGCAUUACAUCAGGAAGCUGCAGGCCCACGUCCUGUUGAUCAAAGCAGUCCAUGGAUAUUUUGAUCCAAGAGAGAAUUACUCUGAGGAGUCCCUGUCGUUCAUGAUAGACACGAUGAAAUCCACCCUCAAAGAGCGAUUCCAGUUUGUGGAAGUCCCAGGCAAUCACUGUGUCCACAUGAGCGAACCCCAGCAUGUGGCCAAUAUCAUCAGCUCCUUCUUACAGCGCACACACACGCUCCCAGCUGUAGCUCUGGGCCUGGAACUAUGAAGACCUAGUGCUCCCAGACUCAACGCUGGGACUCUGAGUUCCUGAGCCCCACAACAAGGCCAGGGAUGGUGGGGACAGGCCUCACUAGUCUUGAGGCUCACCCUAGGAUGGUAGUCAGGGGAAGGAACGAGAUUCCAACUUCAACAUCUGUGACCUCAAGGGGGAGACAGAGUCUGGGUUCGAGGGCUGCUGUCUCCUGGCUAAUAAUCUCCAGCCAGCUGGAGGAAGGAAGGGCGGGCUGGACCCACCUAGCCUUUCCCUGCUGCCCAACUGGAUGGAAAAUAAAAGGUUCUUGUAUUCUCA